CUCAAAGGAUGGCUGAUGAAAUGUUACAAUCAAGAUUACUGACAGUAACUGUGGGAUAAAUGCCGUUAAUUUCCCCAGUGCUAAGUGCUGUUUUGUCUUCUGUGUCAAGCACAGCUAAUCAAACCCUCCUUUUCCGCACACGGCAGGCAUUGCACAUCGAUUGCCCGGAGGCUCCCGGCUCUGAAGCCAAAGAGAGUUGCUAUGGGAAUCAAGAGGGCACUUGGAGACAGGAUCCAGGGCUUGGCUCUCUCCCAUCCAGGGUUGCUGGAGUCACAGGAAUGAAGAGGGGAAAAUGAAAAGGAGGUGGCAGGGAGAAAUGCAGGCAUGUCAGAGGAGGGACUGUGGCAGCUUGCGGCUGGGGAAUGGAGGAGAGCAAAGCAGCGCAUGCAUCAGCCAGAGUAGCGGCUCUGCUCCGGUUACCCAUCCUGACCAUUUUCCUGCUGUAGAGUUAACCUAGGAAAACUACCACAAAGUCUGAAUAGAGGCAAGUCUUUGGAAGGAUGGGAUCCAGCUCUUCCACAUACCGGCCCAAGUAUGUUUAUUUGGAUAUUGAUGGAAGGAUUCAGAAGGUGGCCUUCAGCAAGUAUUGCAACUCGAGAGAUAUUAUGGACCUCUUCUGUAUUGCAACAGGUUUACCAAGGAAUACAACCAUUUCACUCUUCACAGUUGACGGCUGCAUGGUAUCUAUCGAUCCUACCAUGCCAGCAAACUCAGAAAGGACUCCUUACAGAAUAAUACCAGUGGCUACUGAGCAACAAACAGAAAAAGAGGAAUUGUUUCAAAAUUUGUUGGUGCAGGUGGUUGAACAGUUCUCAAGGGUAUUUAAAAUUGAUGAACUGAAAACUGAAGUAACAAAUCACUUGGCAAUGCUGGAGAAAAAAGUUGAAUUGGAAGGACUGAAAGUGGUGGAAAUCGAAAAGUGUAAGAGUGACAUAAAAAAGAUGCGAGAUGAAAUGGCAGCAAGAAGCAACAGGACGAACUGCCCAUGUAAAUACAGUUUUCUGGAUGAUAGCAAGAAGCUGAUACCUCGAAAAGAUGUGCCAUCCUAUCCCAAGUACAUGCUAUCUCAAGAAACAAUAGAAGCUCUCAGGAAACCAACUUUUGAUGUUUGGCUAUGGGAACCCAACGAGAUGCUGAGUUGCUUAGAACAUAUGUAUCAUGAUUUAGGAUUAGUGAAAGACUUCAACAUCAACCCUAUCACAUUGAAAAGAUGGCUGCUGUGUAUUCAUGACAAUUACAGAAACAAUCCAUUCCAUAACUUCCGACAUUGCUUCUGUGUUACCCAGAUGAUGUACAGCAUGAUCUCACUCUGCAACCUCCAGGUAAAGAUUUCCCAAAUGGAUAUUUUAAUACUAAUGACUGCAUCAAUUUGUCAUGAUCUGGAUCACCCAGGAUAUAACAACACGUAUCAGAUUAAUGCACGAACAGACCUUGCCGUUCGCUACAAUGACAUUUCCCCGCUUGAGAACCAUCACUGUGCAGUGGCUUUCCAGAUCCUGACACAACCAGAGUGCAACAUUUUCUCCAGUGUCAAUAAGGAACAGUUCAAACGAAUAAGGCAGGGAAUGAUUACAUUAAUCCUGGCAACAGACAUGGCAAGGCAUGCUGAGAUAUUGGAUGCAUUCAAAGAAAUAUUGGACAACUUUGACUAUUCAAAUGAAGAGCAUGUGACCCAGUUGAAGAUGGUACUAAUCAAAUGCUGUGAUAUCUCCAAUGAGGUUCGCCCCAUGGAAGUGGCAGAGCCAUGGGUAGAUUGCUUAUUAGAGGAGUAUUUUAUGCAGAGUGACCGUGAAAAGUCUGAAGGGCUUCCAGUGGCACCUUUUAUGGACCGAGACAAAGUGACCAAACCUACAGCCCAGAUUGGCUUCUUAAAAUUUGUUCUAAUUCCAAUGUUUCAAACAGUAACAAAGCUUUUUCCAGAGGUUGAAGAAGUCAUGCUCCAACCACUUUGGGAAUCCAGGGACCGCUAUGAGGAAUUGAAGCAAAUAGAUGAUACUAUGACAAAAGAGCUACAGAAGAAGAAGAAUGAAAAUUUGACAAGUGGAAGCAGGGAGAAGUGAAAUACAAAUGAAAGACAGGGAACAUAAAGCAUUAUAACAGACACAAAGCUCCUUUAGAGGUUUGCCAAGUCCGUCGAACUGUCAUGGGAUUUCAUAGCAUGGACAAAGGACAAGACUGAACAGCUGACACUAUCACAAGCACUUUUUCGGGUUCCUUUUCUAAAGACUAGCAUUUAUCCUUAUGGACACAAAUGAUAAGGAACCUCUGCUCUUGUACAAUAUUUUUACUUUUAAAAGUCGUCUUCUAAAUAAUAUAUUCUUAUACCAAAAAGACUGCUACACUUAUUCUGUUUUGUAGCUUUUAUAUAUGUGUGUGUUUUGAAAACAGCUACUUGUGGUUUCAUGGAAAUAUAUAUGGGAAGACAACAUUUGUAUAUUUUAAGAGAAUUGUUGUAGAAACGUCGAUACAUAGGAUUGUGUACCGUUUCAGAUAACAAAAAUCAAUCUCGUUAUGUGUGUAUAGGAUCCACAUUUUGCCCUAAUUUAUGCCUUCUGUUACUUCGUUGAAGAAUUUGACCAAAAUGCUAUUACGAGCAAUCUAAGAGGAAAUAAUAUUUUACCUUUACUUGUUAUCAGCUGUUUGCAGUAAAACAUUUUUGAGAAAGAAAUCAGAAGCAGAAUA
Messenger RNA from Anolis sagrei ordinatus, 2682 nucleotides. RefSeq names its product phosphodiesterase 9A (gene PDE9A). NCBI's taxonomy places the organism in Eukaryota, Metazoa, Chordata, Lepidosauria, Squamata, Anolidae. Gene Ontology annotation, molecular function: 3',5'-cyclic-GMP phosphodiesterase activity. Gene Ontology annotation, biological process: cGMP catabolic process; signal transduction. The record is from RefSeq and is a predicted model, not a curated record.